Molecule: messenger RNA, 1642 nt
Organism: Abrus precatorius (Indian licorice)
Lineage: Eukaryota; Viridiplantae; Streptophyta; Magnoliopsida; Fabales; Fabaceae
Product: probable fructokinase-6, chloroplastic
Exons: 8
Coding region: 310-1461 (383 amino acids)
Biological process (GO): fructose metabolic process
Cellular component (GO): cytosol; chloroplast stroma
Molecular function (GO): fructokinase activity
Source: RefSeq, a predicted model, not a curated record
AAAAAUCCAAAUGGCUAAUUAAUCUGUUGUCUGAGGAAUUAAAAACAGAGAACUGCCCACUAGAUAAUUAUAGUUGAGACUAUACUGUACAUUCUGGUUGCUUUGCUUGCUUCGCAAUUGAUAGUAAUCCAGCAAGCCUAACUCUUGCAUUCUCUUUCUUCAUUUCGAACAUUCCGAAGCUAAUUCUCGUAGACCCAUCAAUUCUCACGCCCCCAUAACCCAGUGCACCAAUAAAAUAGUCAAUUUCUGGUGAUUAAAAUCUACGCUUUCCUUAAGCUGUAGGGGGUGUGUAGUGAUCAACCUUGUUUGAUGGCUCUUCACUGUGGUGCUUUAUGCUUCAGAAGCGUGGCUUCUCACCCUCCAAGUUCAGUCAAGUUCACUCAGCCUACAAUUAAAGCUUCAGCUUUUUCUUGCCCUCUCUCCUCUCCACUUGCCAAAUUGAAUAUUAGAGGAAAGGCAUUUCCUGGUGAUGGGACACCUGAAACAAAGGAAUCACCUCUUGUGGUUUGUUUCGGAGAAAUGCUCAUUGAUUUCGUCCCAACUAUCAGUGGCCUUUCUUUGGCUGAUGCACCUGCGUUUAAAAAGGCUCCAGGUGGUGCCCCUGCCAAUGUUGCAGUAGGCAUAGCCCGGUUAGGAGGUUCAUCAGCUUUUAUUGGAAAGGUUGGUGAGGAUGAAUUUGGAUAUAUGCUUGCUGAUAUACUCAAGGAAAAUAAUGUAAACAAUGAAGGCAUGCGUUUUGACCCUGGUGCACGAACUGCUUUAGCAUUUGUUACAUUGAGGAGUGAUGGGGAGCGAGAGUUCAUGUUUUAUCGUAAUCCUAGUGCUGAUAUGCUGCUCCAAGAAGAUGAACUCGAUUUAGAGUUAAUUAAAAAGGCCAAGAUCUUCCAUUAUGGUUCUAUAAGUCUUAUUACAGAACCAUGCAAAUCAGCACAUAUAGCUGCAGCGAAAGCAGCAAAAGAUGCUGGUGUAGUUCUCUCUUAUGAUCCUAACCUGAGGCUUCCUUUAUGGCCUUCAGCGGAUAGUGCAAGAGAAGGAAUUCUGAGUAUAUGGGAGAUUGCAGAUAUCAUCAAGAUAAGCGAAGAAGAGAUUUCUUUUCUCACAAAUGGUGAAGACCCAUAUGAUGAUGCUGUUGUUCGUAAACUUUUCCAUCCAAACCUCAAGCUCCUCCUUGUUACUGAAGGUGCGGAAGGAUGCAGGUAUUACACCAAGGAGUUUAGUGGUAGAGUCAAGGGUUUGAAGGUGGAUGCUGUUGACACCACUGGUGCUGGUGAUGCUUUUGUGGCUGGAAUAUUAUCACAAUUAACCGUGGAUCUUUCAUUACUUCAGAAGGAGGAACAAUUGAGAGAUUCUCUCAAGUUUGCUAAUGCAUGUGGUGCAUUGACUGUGACAGAGAGAGGUGCAAUACCAGCUUUACCCACAAAGGAAGCUGUUCUGAAUUGCAUGCUUAAGCCCGUAUCAUAAAUUUACACUCCAAUCUCUGUAAUUAUGUGAGGACUGAGGAUUUUUUGGGGGAAUUUUCUUGGGAACUUAGUGAUCUAAUGCAAUAAAUAAGAACCAAUUGUUUCCACAAUUAAACUAGUAAAGUUAACUCUUGCGAUACACGGAAUCGUUUCGCUAAUUAUUAAUGUAAUUAAUACUUUCU